UCGUGAAAAGAAUGGCGUUUUUGCUCAACAAAACAGCCUUAUCUAAGCUUCGACUCAAUCCUCAGAAAACCGAUGAAUCUUUGAUGCUAGCACGACGUGGGAUCCAUAUCGAACCUGGGGCUCGCGAGAAGGCUCUCUUGGCAGCGGAUCCCUCCUUGAAACGCUUUAAAUCACAUAAACAGAGUGUACGAACCCUCAAAAGGGUGGGAGAUGUUCUAACUAUUGUUGUAGUAGCAGGAUGUUGUUACGAGAUAUAUGUGAGAGCUGUUAUGCGGGAAGAAGCAAGGAAGCAGGCAGAAGGAAGUGCAUAAUGCAGAUCAUUCUGUUUUUGCAUAUCUUCACUGCCUUUAUUCUUCGAAACAUGAGGAGAAUGGGAUAAUGAAGGUUGAAAAUCUUGAUACUAAGUACAUGAAACUCAGUGUUUUAACUUUUCUUUGGGUUGGUUGUAUGAAAAUAAGAUGGCUCCAAGCACUUGAGGCUGCAUUCAACGCCAAGAACUUUGCAUGCAAAUUUUGGUUUUAUUUGAACUUAAUGUUUGAAUGCUCUAA
This is a messenger RNA of Lycium ferocissimum, 548 nucleotides long. Its product is annotated as succinate dehydrogenase subunit 7A, mitochondrial-like. The record is from RefSeq and is a predicted model, not a curated record. Lineage: Eukaryota; Viridiplantae; Streptophyta; Magnoliopsida; Solanales; Solanaceae. Bases 12 to 311 code for a protein of 99 amino acids. The transcript has 4 exons.